This is a messenger RNA of Nannospalax galili (Upper Galilee mountains blind mole rat), 4372 nucleotides long. It is a transcript of the gene Farp2, whose product is annotated as FERM, ARH/RhoGEF and pleckstrin domain protein 2. NCBI's taxonomy places the organism in Eukaryota, Metazoa, Chordata, Mammalia, Rodentia, Spalacidae. Gene Ontology annotation, cellular component: cytoskeleton. Gene Ontology annotation, molecular function: cytoskeletal protein binding; guanyl-nucleotide exchange factor activity. The record is from RefSeq and is a predicted model, not a curated record.
AUGAAGGAUGGGAGAGAUAGAAGGAACAUACAGAGCCUUGCAGACUGCUGGGACACACUGGGGUGGCCAGACCCCUGUCAGAGUGAGUACCCUUGAGCCAGGACAGAUGCCUUCAGCCAGGAUGCAGGAGAAGCACCUGCACAUCAGAGUGAAGCUGCUGGACAACACCAUGGAGACGUUUGACGUUGAGCCUAAGUAUGACGGCCAGGUCUUACUGACACAAGUGUGGCAGCGUUUAAAUCUGAUUGAAUGUGACUACUUCGGACUGGAGUUUCAGAGCAUCCAAUCCUACUGGAUUUGGCUUGAACCUAUGAAACCCAUCAUUAGGCAAGUACGAAGGCCAAAGAAUGCAAUGCUUCGUCUGGCAGUCAAAUUUUUCCCACCUGAUCCUGGUCAGUUGCAAGAAGAGUUUACAAGGUACCUGUUUGCCUUGCAGCUCAAGAGAGACCUACUGGAGGAGCGCUUGACCUGCACCACCAACACUGCAGCCCUCCUCACAUCCCACCUUCUGCAGUCGGAAUUAGGAGAUUAUGAUGAAACCUUGGAUCGAGAACACCUCAAAGCCAAUGAGUACUUCCCCAACCAGGAAAACUUCCUGGAGAAGAUACUAGACUUCCAUCAAAGGCACCUGGGCCAGACGCCUGCUGACUCGGAUUUUCAGGUCUUGGAGAUUGCAAGAAAGUUAGAAAUGUAUGGUGUCAGGUUUCACACAGCUUCGGACAGAGAAGGAACCAAGAUUAAUCUGACAGUUUCUCACAUGGGUGUCCUUGUGUUCCAGGGUACCAUCAAAAUCAAUACUUUUAACUGGUCCAAGGUUCGUAAACUAAGCUUCAAAAGGAAAAGGUUUCUUAUCAAACUCCACCCAGAGGUCCAUGGACCCUACCAGGACACAUUAGAAUUCUUGUUGGGUAGCAGAGAUGAGUGUAAGAACUUCUGGAAGAUUUGUGUGGAGUAUCACACCUUUUUUAGACUUUUUGACCAGCCUAAGCCAAAGUCGAAAGCUGUCUUCUUCAGUCGGGGCUCCUCCUUCAGAUACAGACGGCACAGUAAGACUCGGACAUCUAUCCAUGCUUUGACUGUAGACCUGCCUAAACAGAGCAUCUCAUUCACCGAGAGCUUAAGAACUUCUUCUCUGUCUUCAGCAAAUGCCUCCUUUUACCCACUCCCUACCUCCCUUUUGACCCCUCCUGGUCUGCCUGAUUUCAAGGACAGUAGCAUCUCCCUUGUGGAUCCCCAAGCUCCCUACAUCAAGAGCACAGCGGCAGAGAGGAGCAGCAGAGCAGCAUCUGAAGGCCCCAGCACACAGUCGACCCAUCUCCCUGGACCUUCCGUGCUCCAGCCUGGUUCAGGCUUUUCUGUGGAUAGUCCUCAGCCUUCUCCCUCCAGCCAGAAGAGCCAGCUGAGCCUGAGCCCUGAGCCUCAGGUAACUGUAAGCACAGCUGAGCAGGGCUUGGACCCUGUCCUCAGUGAUGCUGGUGCAUCCAGGAUGGACAACCAAGAGGAGCAGAAACACAAGCACAUGCCAGAGGAUGAGGCCUAUUUCAUAGCAAAGGAGAUUCUUGCUACAGAACGGACAUAUCUGAAGGAUUUAGAAGUUAUUACUGUGUGGUUCCGGAGUAUGGUGGUCAAAGAAGAUGCUAUGCCUGCAUCCCUGAUGGCCCUGCUUUUCUCCAACAUUGAUCCAGUCUACGAGUUCCAUAGAGGCUUCCUGCGUGAGGUGGAACAGAGGCUGGCACUCUGGGAAGGGUCCUCCAAUGCCCAUUUGAAAGGUGAUCAUCAACGAAUUGGGGAUAUCCUACUCAGGAACAUGCAUCAGUUAAAGGAGUUUAUCAGCUACUUCCAAAGACAUGAUGAGGUCCUAACAGAACUGGAAAAAGCCACAAAACACUAUAAAAAGCUAGAGGCUGUCUACAAAGAGUUUGAACUUCAGAAGGUCUGCUAUCUGCCUCUCAACACAUUCCUGCUGAAGCCCAUUCAGAGGCUAGUACACUACCGUCUCCUGCUGAGCCGACUGUGUGGUCACUACUCAACUGGGCACCAUGACUAUGCUGACUGCCAUGAUGCCCUGAAGGCCAUCACAGAAGUGACCACUAAACUCCAGCAGAGCCUUAUCCGGCUAGAGAACCUACAAAAGCUGACAGAGCUACAGCGGGACCUGGUUGGCAUAGAAAACCUCAUUGCUCCUGGCAGGGAGUUCAUCCGUGAGGGCUGCCUUCACAAGCUCACCAAGAAGGGCCUGCAGCAAAGGAUGUUCUUUCUGUUCUCAGAUAUGCUGCUGUACACAAGCAAAGGUAUCACAAGGUCCAGCCACUUCCGGAUCCGUGGCUUCCUUCCACUCUGUGGCAUGCUGGUAGAAGAAAGUGAGAAUGAGUGGUCUGUUCCUCACUGCUUCACCAUUUAUGCAGCUCAGAAAACAAUUGUGGUGGCAGCCAGCACUCGGCUAGAAAAAGAAAAGUGGAUGCAAGACCUGAACAUCGCAAUCCAGGCAGCCAAGAAUGUUGGCAACAUGUCCCCAGUGCUGCUACGAGGCCCAGUGUGCACUCAUACCCCCAGAUCCUCUGAUGAGGUCUCUAUGGAAGAAUCAGAAGAUGAUGCUCGGGGAGCCCAAGGCUCCCUGGAGGUGCAGGGCCAGCACCGAGCCAAUACCACAAUGCACGUAUGCUGGUACCGGAACACAAGUGUGUCCAGGGCUGAUCACAGCACAGCUGUUGAGAAUCAGCUUUCAGGGUAUUUGCUGAGGAAGUUCAAGAACAGCAGUGGCUGGCAGAAGCUCUGGGUGGUCUUCACAAACUUCUGCUUGUUCUUCUACAAAACUCAUCAGGACGACUACCCCCUAGCAAGCCUCCCGCUGCUGGGUUACAGUGUGAGCCUUCCUAGGGAGGCAGAUGGCAUCCACAAAGACUACGUCCUCAAACUCCAAUUCAAAUCUCAUGUCUACUUCUUCCGAGCUGAGAGCAAGUACACAUUUGAGAGGUGGAUGGAAGUCAUCGAGAGAGCCAGCAGCUCACCUGGGAGGCCCCCAAGUCUUACUCAGGACUGCUCACAUCCCUACCCAGGGCUGGAGGCAGUGGCCAGAGAAAAGGAGGAAUGAUGAAUGCUCACCCUGCAUGGACAAGGACCUAUGACAGACGCUUAUAGGAGUGUAGACAGUCUCUCAUCCUCAGAGCUUCUGAUCUUUCCACCAAGAUAGAAGAUAGCAUAGAUCCUUAUCAUGGGCCUCCUGUGACUAGCAGGAAGGGCUCUGUCUCCAAUGCCCCCCAAAACAGUGAAGGCCUGUGACUAGCUAGGAUACUGGGACACAUGUCUGAGUGGAAAAAAGAAAUAAGGGCCUUUGGCCAUAGCAUGGGCAUGGCCCCUGCUGAGCUCUGGCCUCAAACAGGGAGGUGGCUCCCACUCCCACCUAUAGCACCAAUGGCAUUUCAUACUGCCUCAGACAAGCACUGUAUGUAGGCUUGGGACACGAGUCCCAUGUUGCUCUGGGGGCUGAACUCCAGGUCACAGCAAAGUAAGAGUGUGGCAAAGGCCUCUCUGGUUCCCAUCCCACAUACCUCUAGAGAAGUGGAAACCAAAGACCCCUGAGGCCUGGGAGGGUGGGGCUUCUUAUUAGCUCCCAGUGUUGCUUAACAACAAGCAGCAGGCCUGUGAUUCUUCUGUUCACUCAUGUGACUUAAAAUAAAUGGCAUCCUCUCACCAGCAUCCCCUUCUACCUUGCUUUGCUCUCCUCCAGUAGGCCAAAAGAAACUGUCAAGUUACACGGUGUCAUUUAGAAGGAACGCUGACUGACACAGAGGCUACAGAAAUCCCAGCUGGUCAGGAUCCAUACACCACAGUGUCUCCAAUCCAGGUCUUUAUUGAAAGUAGUGGGGCCUUCAAUGCUCUAUGAAAACUAACACCUUACUCUUAGAAUGCUUAGCAAGAAGUUUCUUUAAAAAACAAAAUAUUCUGGAUGAUUCGAGUACUCAUGAGAACACACAGUACCUGAACUGACACCACAAGGCAAAGAAUGACCAUCUUGGGCUACCAUGCGACUCCCCCCCGCCCCACCCACCCAAGAUAAUGUCCCUGGAGUAGGGGAGGAGCCAGAGCUGGCCAAUAGUUGCUCUGCUCCUUGGUCUGGCAGCUGCAGGGGCCUCGGAGUCUAAAACGCCAUGCUAGCCCCCAAAUGGCUGCCCAGUUUUCCCAAGGGCUCCUGGCUACUUGACAGCUUCAGCCAAGCAAGUAGGAGGUGGGCACUGGUGUACAGUGGCUGCUGUGUGAGGCAGCACACUAUGGUGGGGCAGAAGGAAGGUGACCUGACCAGAAGGCAGGCUUGUGAGGCCUGCAGGCUGGCCUGUCCUUGUAGUUGCAACACAGCACAAAGGGGCUUCCAAGU